CUGGCAGAACCAGAUUCCUCAAGAGUAAAGUAACCAGUUUGCUCUUCUACUGUAGUACUACUUGCAAGGAGUCAGCUUUUCAUACCACAGCUCUCCGAGAUGCACCCUCCAGAUGAUUAUUUAAGAACCAGGAGGAGCAGGCAUGCAGAAACUGUUUAACAGAAAGGCACUCAAGACACAUUACUUAAGCAAAUGGUCAAAAUCAUACUUUUCAGGAUAUGCUGAAUUUCACCCUUAGAAGUAGGAUUCCAGCACCGAAGAACAAAACAAAACAAAAGACGACUGCCACCAGCACAGCAUUAUAAGGAUUACAGUGACUUCAACUCAUAAGGAAAGACAAAGUUAGCCUGCUGUUCCUUGCACGACGGAAAAAAUGAAAGACCGCCUUCAAGAACUUAAACUGCGAGCAAAAGAACUGCAGCUAGCUGAAGAGAACAGCUGUGCGCCUGGGGUGAAGGAAGACUACCAAGUAGAGUUUGAACAGCAAGCUAUUAUUUAUGAGAAAGAGCCCAUAACUGAGAGGCACCUAAAUGAAAUCCAGAGACUUCAGGACGAGAUUAGUAACUUGGCAGAGGACGUUCAAAAGUUUGGUCAGCAGCAGAAAAACCUCAUGUCCUCAAUGAGAAGGUUUAGUGUUAUUAAAAAGGAGUCCAACAUUACAAGAGAAAUAAAAAUUCAAGCAGAGCAUGUAAGUAAAUGCUUGGAUGAACUGUCAAAAACAGUGAAGAAGUCCGAAAGCGAACACGGGCCAUCUUCCGCCAUUGCAAGAAUCCUUACAUCUCAGCAUGCGUUCCUUUUCCUGCGUUUCCAAAACACCAUGCUUUCAUACAAUGAUGCUAUAACAGCCAAGCAGGAGAAAUGCAAGACAUUCAUUGUCCGCCAGCUUGACGUGGUUGGGAAAGAGGUCUCCGAGGAAGAAGUGAACGAUAUGCUUCAACAAGGAAAAUGGGAGAUUUUCAAUGAAAAUCUGCUAACUGAAGUCAAAAUCACUAAAGCUCAACUAUCAGAGAUUGAACAAAGACACAAAGAAUUGGUCAAUCUGGAGAACCAUAUCAAAGACUUGAAGGAAUUUUUUAUCCAGAUCUCGCUUCUGGUGGAGGAACAAGGAGAAAUUAUCAACAACAUUGAAAUGGGUGUAAACAAUACUCAAGAUUAUGUUCAAACAUCAAGAGAGAAGUUUAGACUUGCAGCCAGGUAUAGAAAGAGAAACCUUUGUAAAGCAAUAUGUUGCUGGUGUUGUCCACGCUGCAGAUAACAAAAAGGGAUGAUUCUCAAAUUUUGCAGGCUACCAUUUUGCCAGUAGAACUUUUGAAGCAGCUCUGUGGGUUCCAUUUAUACUUCAGUUUGUUUCUGCUUACUCUCCCCACCUCGAGAGCUCUUUCCUUUUACUUCUGUGCAUCUCACACUAAAAAAAAAAAAAAUCCUAUCUGUGCCCCUGCAAGUGGCUUUUCCUGGCAGAACUAGAGAAGUAGUACCUAGGGAUUCUCAGCAGUUUUUCUGCUUCUGCUAGGCUGUGGUACAAGUGUUACAUUGGAAACACAGAUGAAGUGGAAAGAUCACCUUUUCUGAUCCUACCAACCCAGAGUAAUCCUGCUUUACAAGAGGUUGUCCAGUAGAGCUGGUGGGUUAUCACAGUGACCAGCGUGAUAUAAAGGCAAGGUCAUAGGAGGUUCCACCAGUGGUGCUGGGAAAUAUUAACAGUAUUGCUAACACCAAACAUUCAGAAGUCAUGUGUCGGGCCCCAAAAACCCUGAGACUGGCUUAGUUAUGUUUUUUAAAAACAAAAUAAGUUUAAGGUUAUUUUUAUUUGCAUUCUGGUUUUUGAGCCUUCAGCUUGCAUCUGAGUCAUGUUUUCAGGCUUUUCUCAGCAACUAUGAGGCAAGCAAUUUUUUUUUAUUUUUUUUUUUUUUAAUUUGCAAGCUGAGAUAUCUAUUUAAUCACUUUUCUCCAGGAACUGAGGCUUUAAAUUAAAACAUCAUAUACAGCUAGAAUCGUGGUAAAAAUCACAAGUGUUGCCAACUGGAGAGGGGAACCACGCACAUUUCUCCGUUUAUAAAAUGUAUGAAUUAUAUUUCUGUCCAGAGUGAAUGUAUGUGUCUAUGAUGUGUAAUUAAUGUGUCUAUAUCUUAACUAUUUAAAUAUAAGGACUGAACCAAACAAUUCUAAAUUAGUAAGGUAACCACUGCUUUUUGAAAGUGUGAAUUAGAGAAAUAUAGAAACCUCAUUCAAUGACGGGUUAUACUGUCUAUACUUUAUUCUAUUCAAGACUUUCCCUCUCCCCAUCCCCACACAGAGAUCAUUAUCCCAUAGUUCCUAUUUAGGAAGGUGGGUAUUUAGAACAUACCAGUAAGCUUCCAACUUAAAUUAGUCAGCUUUUCAGUCUUCAGUUAGUUAAAAAUCUCAAAUUACUAGCACUUCAAGACAAGUAUUUCUUAAAUUAAAUUAACCUGUAGAGUUGCCAGUUUAGGUUGGACAUAUUCCUGGAGGUUUCAUCACAUGAUAAACUUUAAUUAAAGAUUAAUCUUUAAUUCCUGGAGACUCCGGGACAAACCUGAAGAGUUGGCAAUCCUACGCUAGAAGCAGUCAGAGCAGCAGAACUGAACUUUCAUCAAAUAUGCAAGUACAUGAAUAUUUCCAUAUAAAACUACACUGAGAAUGUUACAGUGGCAAUAAAUACAACAGCAAGACCAUGAAAAAAGCAUUCCAUGUGCUGGGAUACCAAAAUACAGCACUGUGGACUCAAAAAAAAAAAAAAAAAAAAAAAGUAUAUUCCCUGAUGUAGCCAAAGUGACAUGAAUUAAUUCUCCUUUUUAAACCUCAGAAUCUAUAUCCCAAGAUUUUCAACUUCUUACAAAUUAAUUUUUAAAAAAGUCUGAAUUUGCCUUUUAAAACUAGGUUUACGAUUGAACAAUCGGACAUUACCUCUUCAUCCACUGCAAACCUGCAAUGGAGUCCAGCCCAGAGAUGGUUGCAAAGAUUAGAUUGGAGCCCAGUGCAGAGGCCCCAAGGCAGCUUUUCUCUUUUGUAUCAGUUCCCCUCAAGACAGAUUGGUGGUUGGAUACCCUCCAGGCCCCACUUGCACCAGGCCUCAGCCAUGUUCCUCUCAUCCUUUUAUCUGUUCUCUUUACUUCCCCUUACCUUGUUUCUUCUUUUAAGCAUAUUUGCCUUUCAAUUUUUAAUUUUGUUUUGCUCUUUGUGGUGUUUUUGUUCCCCCCUCCCAUCCUGCCUAAAGAGCUAUGUGCUGUGGUGCUUGAGUCCCUGGGGGCCACAAGCAGCUAAGAUGAGAAGCAAAGCUUGAGCUAGCUGAGCCUGCAGCCUUAGACAUUUAAGCUGCUCCCAAGGACAGCUGCAUUAGGAAGGCAGGAAGCGAAGAAAAAUUACUUUUGAGAGGCAGCCCAUUGCUUUCCCUGCAGCAGAAGUAUUUCCGCAGUGGGAAGAAGUAGGUGGAUCUAGAGUGCUUCAUACCAUCUACAUCCCCACUGCUGUCUCCCUCCUCUGCUCAAGGUCCCAUUUGGAAUAGCAUUGCACCCUCCAGCUUUCAAAAUGCUGGCCUGCUGCGAUUCUAACUGAGAAUGCCGACAGAACGGAGAUAAAUUAGUUCAGGAAAAACCUGGAAACAUUUCCAAACCUCCAUGGGGCAUGCUGAAUCCAAGCAAAUCUAGACACAUUCAGAGUGGUCAGAUCAAAGCCUACUGAAAUUCUGAGAAACUGGAUUUGCUAGUUUUCUCUGAUAAUUAUGCUAGAAUCCCAUGCAGUCACUACUGGUGCUAAUAAACCCACACAGAGAACUACUAAACUAAUUCUAAAAGCUUACAUUGAGCUUAGAAAUAUAAUGGAGCAACUCCCCACUCCAAAUUUCAAUUAUAAUCCAAACUAACCUGUGCUAAAGCAUUAUCAGAACCUUGGAUUCCAAAGUAAUUCUUAACAGAAAGAUUCUUUGAAUUCCUCCUUUUGACACUAAUGCACAAUCCGUCGAGAUUUCAUGUAAAGGCUGUGAUUAUAGCAAGCAACUUCUAUAAAAUACAGACCUACAUUUUAAAAGCAAACAGCUAUUUGGGGUGCUCAAUUUGACACACCUGAGUGGGGCCUAACUUCCAGAAGGUCUUUCUGAAAAUCAGGCCUCUUUAAACAAGUCUCAAGUUCAACAACUGCAAACUGGGACAUCCAAAAACAUCAGUGAAAACACAGUCUAAGUGGGCUAAGAGCUCUCUCUCUCUCUAUAUAUAUAUAUACACACACACACACACACACGUGGUGCAUCAGCGUUAAGGGAAUAUUUAUCAAGCUGAGUUUCAGGCACAACAAGCACAAGAACUUUUUUUUCCCCUUCCAAAAGCUUUCUACUAAAGCAGAACCUUCUAUGGUGGUGGUUUUCAAACUGUGGAUCGCAACCCAGUACUGGGUCGCGGAAUGGAAGGCACUGAGUCGUGGCGGUUCUGGUCAGCAGCAACAACCAGGCCGUUAGAAGUCCCAUCAGGAGUGCUGCCCAUCUAAGACAGGCUAGUCCCUACCUGUUCCGACACCCCGCUGCACCCCGGCAGUGGCCAGCAGCAGGUUCAGCUCCUAGGCGGGGGAGCCAAGGGGCUCCACGCACUGCCUCUGCCCUGAGCACGGCAGGCGAGAGCCACGCGGAGCUGCUUGUGCGCCUCCACCUAGGAACCGAACCUUCUGCUGGCCGCUUCCAGGGCGCAGCGUGGUCUGCGGUGCCAGGACAGGCAGGAAGUCUGCCUCUGCAUCCCGGCUGUGCCACUGACCAGGAGCCGCCGGAAGUAAGCCUGCGCUUCAACCCCACACCCCAAUCCCCUGCCCUGAACCCCCUCAAACCAAGAGCCCCCUCGUGCACCCCAAACCACUCAGCCCCAGCCCCACCCGAGUCUGCAUCCCCAGCCUAGAGCCCUGACUCCCUCCUGCACCCCAACGCCAUGCCCCAGCCCAGAGCCCUCUCCCAAACUCCUCAUCCCGAGCUCCGUUGGGUCACAGGCAUCAAUAAUUUUCUUCAACUGGUUCAUCAGAAAAAAAGUUUGAAAACCACUGUUCUAUGGUAUAUUGUGUACACCCUAUAUAGCCACUUUGGCUUCGGAAGAGUUAAGUGGGAACAAGCCAGCAGACAGACAGACAGACAGAGAGAGCGCGAGCGCGCACUGCCAUGGCUAAUAUGCUACUAACAUGCACCAUUCCCUGUGGCUUUUUUUCUGUACCUGAAUGGGAGGGAAACUAUGACGAAAGUUCAAGAAACCCUGCCUAAAAUAUUAUUCUAAUGAAAUGCACAUUUUAACAAACACCACCUGUUUCCACAAAAUCCCAUGUUUUAUAGAUGUACAUAUUGCAUUCUUAUCUGUGAAAGAAAUGUGUUACCAGUCCAGCUCUUCCUGCUAACACUUAGGGAUGUUUAAUAAAACACCGUUUACUUCAAAGGAAAAAACGCUUCUAUUUUUUAAUAUGGAAUAAAGCCCAGGUUUUCAACAAUAGUUAUGAAAAUAAUUUUCCAUCUAGGAGGAAGUAAAUAGUGAAAGAAUUUUGUUUCUGCUGUCCUUAUUAGAACACAACAAGACAGACAAAUAUAUAAUAUAUUGCCAAGGUUUUGAGAGGAAAGAAAAAAAACAAGCACAGGGCUCAAAAUGUGUAGAGAUCCCUGGUCAUAUUUUGUCAAGCAAAGGCUGCUAUUAAUUGAUGAAAGUAGAACGUAUAUAGACAUUGUGAGACUUUGAUGUGGAUUGUUUAUGUUGGUUAGCCAAGGUGCUUGAAGUAUAUGUGCGCAACUAAUACAAACACAAGAUCUUGUUAGGGCAGUUUACUAGAACAUA
This is a messenger RNA of Chelonia mydas (Green sea turtle), 5804 nucleotides long. It is a transcript of the gene STX19, whose product is annotated as syntaxin 19. Gene Ontology annotation, molecular function: SNAP receptor activity; SNARE binding. The transcript has 2 exons. The coding region runs from base 374 to 1255 and encodes 293 amino acids. Gene Ontology annotation, biological process: intracellular protein transport; synaptic vesicle fusion to presynaptic active zone membrane; exocytosis. NCBI's taxonomy places the organism in Eukaryota, Metazoa, Chordata, Testudines, Cheloniidae. The record is from RefSeq and is a predicted model, not a curated record. Gene Ontology annotation, cellular component: synaptic vesicle; plasma membrane; endomembrane system.